Dunckerocampus dactyliophorus (ringed pipefish) is the source of this 1939-nucleotide messenger RNA. RefSeq names its product ribosomal protein S27, isoform 2 (gene rps27.2). Gene Ontology annotation, cellular component: ribosome; cytosolic small ribosomal subunit. NCBI's taxonomy places the organism in Eukaryota, Metazoa, Chordata, Actinopteri, Syngnathiformes, Syngnathidae. The record is from RefSeq and is a predicted model, not a curated record. Gene Ontology annotation, molecular function: structural constituent of ribosome; RNA binding. Gene Ontology annotation, biological process: translation; ribosomal small subunit assembly. Bases 43 to 297 code for a protein of 84 amino acids. The transcript is spliced from 4 exons.
UCGACGCGUCUUUUUCCGGUGAGACUCCAAACAAGCUCAGACAUGCCUCUUGCAAAGGAUCUGUUGCAUCCCAGCCCUGAGGAGGAGAAGAGGAGACACAAGAAGAAACGUCUCGUCCAGUGCCCAAAUUCAUAUUUUAUGGAUGUCAAAUGUCCAGGUUGCUACAAGAUCACCACCGUGUUCAGUCACGCACAGACUGUGGUGUUGUGUGUCGGCUGCUCCACAGUCCUCUGCCAGCCUACGGGGGGAAAAGCUCGCCUUACAGAAGGAUGUUCAUUCCGGAGGAAACAACACUAACUUGGAUAUGAGCGACGGAGUUGGUAACGACGCCAACGGGGAAGGAGUGGGGAGCAUGAAAGAAUGUGAUGCUAGUCUAGCCAAGCAUUAUGCAGAUAAAGGGACCUUUCUGCCACACAAAUCAAUAUAUUCUCUUACGAUAAACCCAGUAGGUUUGUUUCCUGCAUGAGAUGAAUUAAAUCAAGGUGUACUGAUCUAUCAGGGAAAGACACAAAAGCACAGCACAUGUUCUUAAUAAUUAACAGAUCUGAACCAUUUCAAGGAAUGGUGACACACUGUGGCUUAAUUUGCUAAUUACAAUUCUAUGCCUUGUGUAUAAAUCUGUAUAAAUCCUAAUGUGCGUUCGCUUAAUUGAUAUUUUUUGCUUGUGAAUGUUUGCUUCUAAUGAAAAGUUUUUAUAAAGUUGCACAAAAUCAUUAGCUGUAAUGUGUGAGAGGAAUCCAAUUUACUAAAAACAAUUUAUGCUGUUAAUUGUUGCUAUAAUUACUUUUUGUGUAUGUGUGUGCCAUGUUUAAUGACCAAAUUUUACAAAUAAAUCCUGAAUAAAGUUGUCCAUUCAGUGUUCAUAAUACAGUGGUGCAUCCAAAGUAGCCCUUCUGUGACGGUACAGGUAGAUUGUAGAGUGAAGCCGGCACCCAGUGCACAUUUGUAAGUAUUGCUUGAAUAUUUUGCAGGUAAAAUGUGUGUGUAAUAUUUAAUUGUAUUGCCCAUCAUAUUGUGCUGAAAAGCUGGGAUGCUUUCCAAUGCUGCCUGUUCUUUGUUGACAAAUGUGCAUAUUUAAACACAUUUAUUGUAUUCUUGGCUUAAAGUAUACAUUAUUAAGCAUACAAGUGGCCAAGUAUAAAUACAAAGCAUUCAGAAGAUGCAUUUAAAGAUGUGAACUGUAGUAUUCUACAGUGGUCACUAGGUGUCAGUAAUGUUGCUGUAGUGAGCAGUGUAUUGUAGUUCUGAGCUGCUGUUUAGCGAGUGUGUGCUAUGGGGGGCAGACGUUCUGCAGGCUGGGUUAGCUAACUUUUAGGAAAUAAGUCCGGAGACGAGAACUAAGUGUUGAACUGGUCAUGUUGUAUUUUAUAUGACGCAGUAUCUGCGAUUUCAAGAAAAAAUCGUAAAUUUUUGAGAAAAGUGGUAAUAUUACUUUUGCCAAAUGUCACAUAAGUGUCCCCUUUUCAUAGUGCCUGUUAAAAAUUAAAAUAAAUUAAAAUAAUUUCAGAUUUCAAGAAUAAAGUUGUAAAUUUAUGACAAAUUCUUAAAUUUACGAGAAAAACUCAUUACGAGACUAAAGUGGUAAAUUUAGGAGAAAAAACUAGUAACUUUGUUACAGGCAUUGCCUGAGACAGCUAUGAAAAGGAGGAAUUUAUGUGACCUUUGCCCUUGGGCAUGUGGAGGUGGUGGGGUAACGAAGGCGGAAGUGAGAGGGGCUAGACAUGCUUAUCUGUGCUCAACUGCUCUGUUUUGCUGCCACGUUAUAAAUAAAAGCUUGCCUUGAAGCAAGAGGAAAGCUUCCUUCCUUUUUGAAGAGCUAUGCUCUGUUUUCACUCUGACACGUAUGCCGCUCAAUAUUACCACUUUAUUCUCGGAAAUUUACGACUUUACUCUCAUAACGACAUUAAUCUCAAAAUCUCCGAUUUUUUUUUUCCAGUGU